Cryptomeria japonica (Japanese cedar) is the source of this 4008-nucleotide messenger RNA. RefSeq names its product valine--tRNA ligase, mitochondrial 1. Gene Ontology annotation, biological process: valyl-tRNA aminoacylation. The transcript has 21 exons. The record is from RefSeq and is a predicted model, not a curated record. Gene Ontology annotation, cellular component: cytosol. Gene Ontology annotation, molecular function: ATP binding; aminoacyl-tRNA deacylase activity; valine-tRNA ligase activity. The coding region runs from base 438 to 3752 and encodes 1104 amino acids. Lineage: Eukaryota; Viridiplantae; Streptophyta; Pinopsida; Cupressales; Cupressaceae.
GUUUUUGAAUGUAAAUCGAAUUGAUAGGUUUUAUUAAUUUGUUUGAUAUGUAUAUUAACUUGGCUGGAAAGUGCAGAUUUUUACUUCCUAAAUCCAGCAUUGACCACGCCCUCCUCUUUCCUUUGUGGAUAGGUCGAUCUGUUAUUUACAUUCAUAUUGGAUUUUAAAUUGGUUUGUUGUCAUCUGGGUAUGGGCAAGGUUGAUUUCUUUGAAUGCCUUUAACCCCAAAUUCAAAUCUUAACACAAACAAUAACCUGGGGAAAAAGCUAAAAUUCGGAAUCACGCUGUAUCUAGCCAGACCUUAUGGUAAAGAUGCUCACCGUUUCAGUAGGGUUUUAAGAAUAAAGACCAUUACUUGUUUUUGCUUCCAUAAAUCCUAAAAUCCUCGUAUGAUAUAAAAGUGUGUUGCAUCAAAAGAACAAGGCAGGGAUGAGUGCAUGAAACAAGCAAGCCUAAGCCUAAGAUUGACACUGAGAGGAGGCAGCACCCUCUUUUCCUGUUUGUCCAACUCUCCUAUAUUCAGGGUGACUGAUCUGAACAGACUUUCAGUAGCUUCGAUCACCCAUAUGGCGCCGCAGGUGAAGGAAAUGCCACAGGCAGAUGGAGAGAAAGAAGAAGAUCCCGAGAAAAAGAAGAAGAAGGAGGAAAAGGCAAGGGAAAAGGAGUUGAAGAAACUUAAAGCAGCACAGAAAGCUGAAGCUGCGAAAGCUCAGGCUGAAAAGGGAUCACAGCCAUCCAAGAAAGCUGAGCAAAAAGCAGCAAAGAAGUCUGUGUCAGAUGAAAAUCAAGAGGAAUAUCAAGAUCCUCCAACUCCUCUUGGUGAGAAGAAAAGGCUUGCUCCAGAAAUGGCCAAAGCAUAUAAUCCAAGUACUGUGGAAACUGCAUGGUAUCAAUGGUGGGAGAAGUCUCGUUUUUUUGUGGCUGAUGCAAACAGCAAAAAGCGUCCAUUUGUAAUUGUGUUGCCUCCACCAAAUGUUACAGGUGCUCUACACAUAGGACAUGGUCUUAUGUCUGCUAUUGAGGAUACCAUCAUUAGGUGGCGAAGGAUGAGUGGUUAUAAUACUCUUUGGGUGCCUGGGAUGGACCAUGCUGGAAUAGCAACACAGGUGGUGGUGGAAAAGAAGAUAAUGCGUGAUAGAGGGCUAACAAGGCAUGAUCUUGGACGUGAGAAAUUUGUGGCAGAGGUCUGGAAGUGGAAAGAAGAAUAUGGAGGAACAAUUUUGAAUCAAGAGCGUCGUCUUGGAGCCACACUUGAUUGGUCACGGGAGUGUUUCACCAUGGAUGAGAAAAGAUCAAAUGCAGUAACAGAGGCUUUUGUUCGGCUUUAUAAACAGGGUCUUAUUUACAGAGAUCAUCGACUUGUUAAUUGGGAUUGUGUUCUAAGAACAGCAAUUUCUGAUAUUGAGGUAGACUACAUUGACAUCAAUAAACGGACACUACGGAAAGUCCCAGGGUACAAAAAUCCAGUUGAGUUUGGAGUUUUGACAUCGUUUGCUUAUCCUUUGGAGGAAGGAUUGGGAGAGAUAGUUGUGGCAACAACAAGACCUGAAACCAUGCUAGGUGACACUGCCAUUGCAGUGCAUCCUACUGAUCAGAGAUACAUGCAUUUGCACAAAAAGUUUGCCAUCCACCCUUUUGAUGGAAGAAAACUUCCUAUCAUCUGUGAUUCAGAGCUUGUUAAUCCAGAGUUUGGAACUGGUGCUGUUAAGAUAACUCCAGCACAUGAUCCAAAUGAUUUUGCUGUAGGUAAGCGUCACAAUCUAGAUUUUAUAAAUAUAUUCACUGAUGAUGGCUUGAUAAAUAGCAAUGGGGGCAAGGAAUUUGAAGGAAUGAAGCGGUUUGAUGCCCGAGUGGCAGUAAUUGAAGCUUUGAAAAAUAAGGGUCUUUACAGAGGCUCUGUAGAUAAUGAGAUGCGCCUUGGCACAUGUUCACGGAGUGAUGAUGUUGUGGAACCAAUGAUUAAGCCACAGUGGUUUGUCAACUGCAGUGACAUGGGUAGGGAAGCCUGUGAAGCUGUGGAAGAUGGUAGGCUUGAGAUCAUUCCAAAACAGUAUGAAGCUGAAUGGUUCAGAUGGUUAAGGAACAUUCGAGAUUGGUGUAUAUCAAGACAACUCUGGUGGGGUCAUCGUGUCCCAGCAUGGUAUGUCAGUUUGGAGGAUGAUUCGUACAAAGAGUUUGGGUUCUACAAUGAUCAUUGGGUAGUGGGAAGAAAUGAACAAGAAGCUGUGGAUGAAGCAAAUGCAAAAUUUCCUGGAAAAGUUUAUCAUAUAGAACAAGACCCAGAUGUGCUAGACACUUGGUUCUCUUCUGGGCUCUUCCCUUUUUCAGUGAUGGGUUGGCCUGAAAAUACUGCUGAUAUGAAGACAUUUUAUCCGACAUCGCUGCUUGAAACUGGACAUGAUAUUCUUUUCUUCUGGGUAGCUCGUAUGGUAAUGCUAGGAAUGAAGAUUACAGGAAGUGUUCCCUUUAAACAGGUAUAUUUGCAUCCCAUGGUACGCGAUGCACAUGGCCGUAAAAUGUCCAAGUCAUUAGGCAAUGUUAUUGAUCCUUUGGAAGUUAUAAAUGGUAUAACACUGGAGGGCCUUCAUAAAAGGCUGGAGCAAGGAAAUCUAGAUCGCAAUGAACUUGAGAUUGCAAAAGCGGGGCAAGUAAAAGACUUCCCAAAUGGUAUAACAGAGUGUGGGACAGAUGCUCUUCGUUUUGCUCUUGUUGCUUAUACUGCUCAGUCAGAUAAGAUAAACUUGGAUAUCCAAAGGGUGGUUGGGUAUCGACACUGGUGCAAUAAGCUAUGGAAUGCCAUACGCUUUGCAAUGCUUAACCUGGGAAAAGAUUUUGUGCCUUGUAAAGAUUUGAAUGUUGGAUCUCUGCCAUUUGGGUGCAAGUGGAUACUCACUGCUCUAAAUAAAGCCAUUUCAAAAACUGUCACAGCCAUGGAGGCAUACGAGUUUUCUGAUGCAACAAGUGCAGUUUAUUCGUGGUGGCAAUACCAGUUGUGUGAUGUUUUCAUUGAGAUAAUUAAGCCUGCCAUGUCAGCAGAUGACAACUCAACAUCUGCUGAAAUAAAACAGUCUACUAGGGAUACAUUAUGGAUAUGCUUGGAUACUGGAUUGCGGUUAUUACAUCCAUUCAUGCCCUUUGUUACUGAAGAGUUGUGGCAACGACUUCCUCAAAUGCCAGGCGAUGCUUCAAGAAAAGAGUCAAUCAUGAUUUCUGAUUAUCCUGCGGCUGUGGAGGAAUGGACAAAUGAUGAUAUUGAGUCACAGAUGGCUCUUAUUGAGCUUACAGUAAGGUCAAUAAGGUCUCUUCGUAUGACUUAUCUAUUACAACCAAAGCAAAGGCCAGAGGCUUUCCUUCUAUGCAAAACUGAUGAUGUGGCUGUAGUACUGGAAAAAUGUGCUGCAGAGAUUUGCACGCUUGCAACCUUAGCAUCAGUGAAGGUGCUAAGGGAAAGUGAUGCGCCUCCGAUUGGGUGUGCGGUAAAUAUUGUAAAUGAGCAGAUUUCUGCUUACCUAUUACUUCGAGGCCAAGUAGAUGCAGAGGUUGAACUUUCAAAACUUAGCAAAAAGAAGGACGAUAUUUCCAGGCAACAGGAAGCACUCUCAAAGAAAAUGAACAUUCCUGGCUAUAACGAAAAAGUACCAGCCCAUAUUCAAGAAGAAAACCUGGCCAAGUUAAAUAAAUUAAUGGCUGAAAUGAACAUCAUUGAGGAGGCAAAUGCAAAUUUUGAAAAACUUCUGGUCAACAGCAGAUAAAAAGGAAAUUUUCAGAUGUUAAAUGUUGAGUAAAGAUGGAACAGUUUUGUAACUCAGAAGAGCUUAGCUCGUCUGACCAGAAACUUGACAAUUAUUUGUUGGAGGUCCUAUGCAAAGAUAAGAUUUGUCCAUUCAUGAACCUUGUCUUAAAUAUGUGCUUUGAUUAUGAAAAUAAGGUAUUGUUAUUCUGCAAUGUUUUUUUGUAUUACAACAGUAUUUAGUUGCGUAAUGACAUUGAUGAUUUAUUGGUUGCAAA